Messenger RNA from Pocillopora meandrina, 447 nucleotides. Lineage: Eukaryota; Metazoa; Cnidaria; Anthozoa; Scleractinia; Pocilloporidae. The record is from the annotation of a GenBank genome assembly.
AUGGCAAAUCUUGAAGCCCCAUCCACAUCAAAGUACAUCAUUAUCGUCUUGAACGCCUUCACAGCAUUUACAGCCAUCGUUUUCAGUAGUUUAACAAUUCAAGCCAAAAGGAAAACUCCCUCUUUACCAAAACCUCUGAAAACAUUGCUGUCAAGUCUUGCCGUUUCUGAUGUCGCUGUUGAUUUAGCUGCUCAGCCAUUAUUCAUUGUGCACUUGAAAAUUUUGAGAGAAACUGAUACCAAGAUUUUGUGGGUAAUCCAUUUUGCACUCGCUAACGCUUCGUUCCUCGGUAUCAUCGCUCUAAGUCUGGACAGAUUCCUGGCCGUUCAUCUUCAUCUUAGAUAUCAGGAACUUGUGACUUACAAGCGCUUUCUUGGUCUGGUCGUUUUAGCGUGGGUGUUCAGUGCUCUUCUUCCAUUCUUUUGCGUUUGGAUCGAUGAAGUAUGA